GUAAACAAACAAGUAAGAGCUGCAGGAGAGCUAAAAUGAAACAUUCUUCUAUUUUUAAUACAUUCAAUAAAGUUCUACUGAAAGCGUGAAAAUAGUAUAUCAAUCAAUGCAGAACAGCAUCAGGAUUCACCAGCGGCGUUAAAGGUGAUUUUGCUGUGCAGUGCAAUGUUUCAGACUUCCUUUAAGUACUACAAAUCGAAAAAUCCACCACCUACGUUCGAGAAUGUGCUCGUUAUCGGCAUGGAUCAUCCUAAUCUACAUGAAUCUGAGCCGCUACGCCACAUCGAUGGAAGCAAUUGUUUAGGCUUAAAACCACCUAGAGAGUGGAAAGUAUACGAACUGUCAACCAGACCGGGAUUGCUCUUGCUGGCCAAUCCAUUCACCUGCGAAGGCCAGCGUCACUGGAUGAUGCGUAGCUUGGUGGAUUAUCCGAUGUCACCCAAUACCACCAACCAAAGCAACAUAGCGCAAUUGAACCAAGAUGUGGGCGACUCCUGGUGGGAAACGCUACGAAGCAUUCCGGAUGUAACCGAACGACGGAAAUUUGCCAAACAGCUACGAUGGGUCACGCUAGGCUAUCAGUACGAUUGGACAAAUAAGGUGUACGAUGAAACACGCAAAGAAAGCUUCCCAUCGGAGCUGGCCUCGCUGGUUCGGUACGUCGCUACCGUACUUCGGUACGAACGGUAUUCACCGGAGGCAGCCAUCGUUAAUUACUAUCCGAUCGGAUCGACGCUUGCCGGACAUACGGAUCAUUCCGAGGACGAUCAGAUAGCACCUUUGUUUUCGUUCAGCUUUGGACAGCCCGCAGUAUUUUUGAUCGGUGGCGCUACGCGCGAAGAACGACCCGACGCUGUUUUGCUGCGUAGUGGUGAUAUCGUUGUUAUGACCGGCGCGAGUAGACAAUGUUAUCAUGCGGUUCCGCGUGUGUUUACCGAUUCGGAACUCGUUGAAGAAAUGGGACACAGUGCCAAGCGCUGGAAUGCAACCGAUUCGCUGAUGGUGCAACGUAUAGAUGAGACAUGGCGCGAAGUUGAACAGUACAUCCAGUACAGCCGCAUCAACAUAAAUGUUAGGCAAGUGUUAAGAGAGAAUCAAUUGACGCUACAAGCGGCCAGUUGAUGGGUUUAAUGGGUUUUAGACCAUGGAAUUUGUACGGCAGAGAUGUUAAUGUUAUUCUUCUGUAUGCACAUUCAGUGUAAAUUUAUCGUUCUUUCCCUAAUAUCACAUAC
Messenger RNA from Anopheles moucheti, 1232 nucleotides. It is a transcript of the gene AlkB, whose product is annotated as nucleic acid dioxygenase ALKBH1. The transcript is spliced from 4 exons. The record is from RefSeq and is a predicted model, not a curated record. Bases 166 to 1122 code for a protein of 318 amino acids. Gene Ontology annotation, molecular function: ferrous iron binding; oxidative RNA demethylase activity; broad specificity oxidative DNA demethylase activity. Gene Ontology annotation, biological process: oxidative RNA demethylation. Gene Ontology annotation, cellular component: nucleus; cytoplasm. NCBI's taxonomy places the organism in Eukaryota, Metazoa, Arthropoda, Insecta, Diptera, Culicidae.